Molecule: messenger RNA, 234 nt
Organism: Durusdinium trenchii
Lineage: Eukaryota; Dinophyceae; Suessiales; Symbiodiniaceae
Source: the annotation of a GenBank genome assembly
AUGCUCCAAAACGUAGACCAGGCCUUCUACUGUGGCCUACUGUGCCAAGCAGAUGCUCAAUGCCCAAGUGGAGCCUCAUGUCGAAAGGUCGGAACGCAGAAUGUCGGACUGUGUAUCCACCCUUUGUCCUUCUCAGAUUGGGCACGCUUGUCCUCACGGAUGAAGCUCAGCAUAGGCUGGGUUUGCUGGGUGUACGGAUGGGGAGCAGAUGACCAGAUUAUUGUGCUACCUUAG